Molecule: messenger RNA, 515 nt
Organism: Frankliniella occidentalis (western flower thrips)
Lineage: Eukaryota; Metazoa; Arthropoda; Insecta; Thysanoptera; Thripidae
Exons: 3
Coding region: 102-425 (107 amino acids)
Source: RefSeq, a predicted model, not a curated record
UGACACCAAGUAGGAAAGGACUUUAACCUCAAGCAGCGAGUGUUCCUAUAAAACCAACGAGUGCUCUCACAAUCACACACAACACACACAUCUGUUCCACCAUGAAGACCAUCAUGAGGACUACCCUGCUGGCCUGCAUGCUCCUCGCAGCGCUUCAGUUCGCUCAGGCGAGCCCCUCACCUGCGCUCGAGGCUGCGCUGGCGGAAACUAAGGCUACCAGUCUAUCGGCAACUAAUGCUCUUACGUGCAUUGCUAAAGGAGUUUACCAAUUCAUCAUGGAUAUAAAUGAUACACUGUCCUUUUGCGCGCAACUAGGAGAGGGGGCCGGAGAAGGCAUGAUCCUCGUCGUGUUCCCCAUCUGCACCGUUGGGACUACGAUCUUAGACAUAGCGCGCAUUGCGUUCGACUUGUCCCAAAAUUGCUGAGGCGUUGCCGUCACCGACAGCCGGAUAGUUGAAGUGUUGUCUUCAAUAUUAUCUUGUUUUUAAAGUGAAAAUAUACUCCUUUGCAAUGUA